UAUGUAAAACAAUAAAUCUGCAACUGAAUACUUGGAUUCAAUAGGAUAAUAGCUAGAUUUCAUUGAUUAAUAUUAUAUCUAACAGGCAGAUCAAAAUGAUGCUUAAGUUAUAUAGAAAUUUAAAAAAGUCUACAAAUAUAUAGAUGAAGCGUACAAAGUAAGAUUACUUAUAUAAAUUACAGUCUAAUUUUAUAAAUGAUGAUGGUUUAUUUUCAGUUUAUGGAUUUUUCUUAUAAACAGUCAAGAAAUUCAAAAGAAAAUUGGAAAACAGAAUCUAUUAUGAUAAAACUGAUUAUGAAGCCACACUAGAAAAAUUUGAACGAACUUAAACUAAACUUGUACCUGUGUACAAAGACCUUAUUUUGGAGGCUUAAAAAUAAGAAAGAAUAGAUUUAGAAACUUUAUUAGAUUCUAAUAUGAUUCAUCAUAUUUAUACAAAAAAAGAAUUAGGAUAGUUUGCACUAUAAUUGUUUGAUUUCUUAAAUUUAGAUUAGAUUAAAGUACCUAAAGAGAUUUUAGGUGAUUUAAUAAAUGAAAUUGUCAUGAAUUAUAAUGUUGUACCUUAUCAUAAUUUUACUCAUGCCUUCCAAUUAUCAUAAUUAUUAUUUUCAUGCUAUAUGAAAUCAGAUUUGAAGAAAUUUUGUAAUUAACUUGAAAUAUUUUCUGCUAUUCUUGCUGGUUUGGGACAUGAUUUAAAUCAUAGUAAUAAAUCAAAUCAUAUUUAUUUUAGAGGGUGUUAACAAUAUGUAUAAGAUUAAAAAGUCAAAGAAAUUUAACAUUUUAACAUCAGAAAUUGCUGUCUUAGAAAAUAUGCAUUGUGCUACUUUCUUUAAUAUCAUUUAACUCAACAGAAAACAUGAUUUCUUUCAAUACAUGUCAAAUGAUGAGGAAAAAAAUUUAGCAAAAAGAUUGAUUAUUACAUCAAUUUUGGCAACAGAUAUGGUAUUUAUUAAUUUAUAUUCAAAAAUAGAGUAAACAUGCAAAACUUUUAGCAAAACUUUAAAAAAGAGUAGAAUGCACUAAAUAAUUUGAUUAAGGACAAAAAAAUGAUUUAAUAGAUAUGCAGAGAUUUUCUAAUGAUAGACUUGAAGAUAGAAUAUUUAUUCUUAAUAUUAUGGUUCAUGCUUGUGAUAUAUCAAAUCCAACAAUGAAAUUCAAUAAUUAUAUGAAUUGGUCCUAUUUAUUAACCUAAGAAUUUAAUGAUUAAGUAUUAUUACUCAUAUUAAUAUUUAGACAAUAAAAGAAGCUAAAAUUGGAGUAGAUGUGACUGGAUUUCUAAUUUAUAAAGACAAACCCACUUAUUAUGGAGGAUAAAUGUUUUUUUCAAGUAAUUAAUUAUAAUAUAAAAUAGAAUCUUUGGUUCUCCCAUUAUGGGUUUAAAUAGGUGAAUUAUAUCCAGAACUUAAAUAUUUGUCUGAAGAAAUCAAUAAGAAUUUGGAAAUUUUACAAUAAAAGUUAAAACAAUGA
This is a messenger RNA of Paramecium pentaurelia, 1467 nucleotides long. The record is from the annotation of a GenBank genome assembly. NCBI's taxonomy places the organism in Eukaryota, Ciliophora, Oligohymenophorea, Peniculida, Parameciidae.